AUGGAGGAAGCAAGAGACUACCAGCUAGCGUACAGAGCCGACCCGCUACAAUUGCUCGUGCGGGCUUCCGUCGACGACGGCAAGGGCGUGCCCCGGGUCGACAGACGCCCCGGCGAACUCAUGUACGGAACCGGGGACUUCGACUCGUCCUGGGGCGCCGCCACCAGGCUGAUCCUGAAGGCCAUCGGGGACACGCCCGCGGCGAAGCAGGUCGUGAUCCACGGACGCGACGUCGGCACCUUGGCCCCGAAAUUCCUGGCCGCCGAAACGGCCAUCCAGGGGUUUUCCGAGCGCACAUGGCUGGACCUGCACGCCUGUGUCGAGGCCACGGCGAGAAAGUCCGCCGCGAGGGCGGAGCAAUUCAUUGGGCUCGCGCAGGCGCAGGUGCAAAACUUCCCCGCCGGCACGAGGCAGCAGCUCGAGCGGCCGUCGGUCGUGAUGCAGGAGUGGGCCGUGCUGCAGCGGGAGCUGGUCUCGGCCGAGCGGCGGGUGCGCGAUGCCCAGGAGUGGCUGGAGAAGUCGAAAGAUAAACUAAACACCGAAUCCCAGCGGCAGCCCAUGCCCAACCAAGGGAUGAUCAUUAUCUGGCAGGAGAACAUCGUAAUGGCCCAGCGGCAGCUGUGCAAGGCCAAAAACCUGCAGAUGAAUGCCGAAAACGGGCCGAAAGCCAUGGCCAUCCGGGAGGCGGCGUCCACCGUCCAUCGGGAGCUGCUGGCCUUGGCCUUCCCGUCGGAGCCCGGCCUCGCGGCCGCCGACGCUGACGAGCCCGACGGGACUUGCAAUUACCAUGCGGUAACGCGGUGGAUACGGUCGAGCCGGGCCGCCCGCCCGCCACGGGUCGAGUGUCCCAUCUGUCAAGAGGUCGAGUUCACCGCAUGUCUGGGUAGCCUCUUCCCGAUAGGAUAUCCCGCUAUACCGAAUACCGGCGGCGAAGUGGGCAUUCUCAUGAAUGGAUGCAAACACAUCCUGGGAACCGAAUGCUUCCGCGAAAUGGAAAGAAUCGCCAGCAAGGAACAGAGAAACCUUGUAUGCCCCAUUUGCCGCGCCAAAGUAAUCCCCGAUAAAUGCAUCUUAUUGGAGCACGCUAUCGGCGCGGAGUUUUCCAAGAUCGCGGGAGAGCAGCGGGAGAUGAUGAACUCGGCAUAA
Messenger RNA from Gaeumannomyces tritici R3-111a-1, 1146 nucleotides. RefSeq lists its product as hypothetical. NCBI's taxonomy places the organism in Eukaryota, Fungi, Ascomycota, Sordariomycetes, Magnaporthales, Magnaporthaceae. The record is from RefSeq and is a predicted model, not a curated record. The transcript has a single exon. The coding region runs from base 1 to 1146 and encodes 381 amino acids.